Molecule: messenger RNA, 1737 nt
Organism: Corticium candelabrum
Lineage: Eukaryota; Metazoa; Porifera; Homoscleromorpha; Homosclerophorida; Plakinidae
Product: NT-3 growth factor receptor-like
Exons: 3
Coding region: 1-1737 (578 amino acids)
Biological process (GO): protein phosphorylation; signal transduction
Cellular component (GO): cytoplasm
Molecular function (GO): protein binding; protein kinase activity; ATP binding
Source: RefSeq, a predicted model, not a curated record
AUGUCAUUUGUUGCAGUCAAUGAAACUACAGCUAUCGUUUUUGGCGGAGAGACUUUUAUUAACAAUUCAAAUGCUGCUGCCUUAAAUGAAACAUGGAUAAUGCACCUUCGCCCAAUGCUACAGUGGAGACAAGCUACCGGAGAUACAGCCUAUUCUGUUCGACCUAGCGCACGCUUUAAUCACGCUGUGGUCAUAAUGGAGUCUAAAAUGUAUGUAUUUGGUGGAAAAGAUGCUUCAAAAACAUGUCUAAAUGAUCUCUGGGUGUUUGAUGUUACCAAAGAAAGAUGGUCAGAAUUGAGAGCUGACAAUAGAGGACCUAAUCUUUCGAAUGCUUCUGUAUGUGAAUAUUCUGCCGCUUCAACACCAGGUCAACUAUUAGUCACUGUAAAGUAUGUGUACACCCCAUAUGCAAGUCACAGUUACAAAAAGGACCGACUAGAAACAUGGAUGUUUAUUGUACACGUCAAAAUGUGGUACCUUAUUGCACCUUUUAAAGUCAACCAAUAUUCAAAACAUUUGAUCAACGGAAUGUUACUAAAAUCCUUUUAUUGGAAAAGAUUUCUUAUCAUGUAUGACAUUUUGGACAUUGAUAUCAGAUAUUUAGCAGUCAGAUGUCCAGCUGGAUUUUCCUCUUCUAAUAUUUCUGAGCGACCUUGUCAUUUUUGUAGACAAGGAUUUUACAGAGAGACACUGUUUGCUAAUCCAGAUUGUGUCCAGUGUCCAAACGGUUUAACGACCGUUAACAUUGGAGCUCGCAAAAUCUCAGAGUGCAGUCUGUGCGAUGUCGAUCGUUGCAAAUACGGCAAGAAUAGCGAGCGUGCUUGGCGAGAUGAAGUAACAGUGUUAACCAAUGCAUGGCAAAUAGAUGAAGAUGAAGUAACGUCAGGAGAACUACUUGGAUCUGGUGCAUCUGGGUCUGUCUACAAAGCUUUCUACAGAAAUAUCACUGUAGCUGUAAAGAAAAUGGUGGCUGUCGGUUUUCCCAAGUCUAUAGAAGACUUCGAAACAGAAAUAAUGUUUAUGAGAUCAGUAAGACACAAGAAUAUCGUUCUCUUCAUCGGUGCAGGAAAGUCACAACCUGGAGACGUUCCUUUUCUUGUCAUGGAAUAUAUGGAGCGAGGAUCUCUAAGAAAUGUACUAUACGAUUUAUCGAUUGAUAUCGACUAUGAACGUAAGCUAUCAUUUGCCAUGGACUCAGCAAGAGGUAUGCAUUUUCUUCACACAUUGGAACCGCCUCGAAUACAUCGAGAUCUGAAAAGCGAUAAUCUUCUGGUAAGCAGAGACUGGAUUGUUAAAGUGGCUGAUUUCGGUUUAGGUAGGGCUGUUAACGUUAACACCAGAAGAAUCAACGGGCAACGGAUUAAGUGGCGAUAUCGCUCAGAUCCCCAACAUAUUUCUCUACUUCCAAAACGAGAUGGCUUGUCUUAUGUAGGUGUUGGAACCGCGAGAUGGCGAGCUCCAGAAUUGACUCUUCGAGAACCAUACGAUACCGCAGUAGACGUUUACAGUUUUGGAAUUGUGCUGUGGGAAGUCUGGACAAGACUACUUCCAUUCGGUCAAUACAGAUUCGAUUAUCAAGUCACCGACGCCGUCAUCGCUAACGAAAGACCUGUGAUUCCUCGAGAUUUUCCACAGCCGUUAACCAUGAUUAUAAAGAACUGCUGGUCACCCAGACCAUCAGACAGACCUUCAUUCGGUCAAGUUAUUUUGCAACUUGAAUCUCUCGAGAGCAUCUAA